AUGGGUGCAUAUAGAGCGGACGACGACUACGAUUACUUGUUCAAGGUGGUGCUGAUCGGCGAUUCGGGUGUCGGGAAAUCGAAUUUACUGUCGAGAUUCACUCGAAAUGAGUUCAGUCUCGAAUCCAAGUCGACCAUUGGCGUUGAGUUCGCCACUCGAAGCAUCCGGGUCGAUGAUAAAGUAGUCAAGGCUCAGAUUUGGGACACUGCCGGCCAAGAACGAUAUCGUGCAAUCACAAGUGCCUACUACCGAGGAGCUGUUGGUGCGUUGCUUGUAUAUGAUGUCACUCGUCAUGUUACAUUUGAAAAUGUUGAGAGAUGGUUGAGGGAACUCAGGGAUCAUACAGAUUCUAACAUUGUAAUCAUGCUUGUUGGAAAUAAGGCAGACUUGCGUCACUUGCGUGCUGUUCAAACCGAAGAUGCUAAGGCAUUUGCUGAAAGAGAAAAUGCCUUUUUCAUGGAAACCUCUGCUUUGGAGUCUAUGAAUGUAGAAAAUUCCUUCACAGAGGUGCUUACUCAGAUACAUCAAGUUGUCAGCAGGAAAGCUCUUGAGGCUAGUGAUGAUCCAGCUGCCUUACCUAAAGGGCAGACCAUUAAUGUUGGGUCUAAGGAUGAUGUUUCAGCAGUAAAGACAGGUGGUUGCUGCUCUUCUUAG
Molecule: messenger RNA, 654 nt
Organism: Fraxinus pennsylvanica
Lineage: Eukaryota; Viridiplantae; Streptophyta; Magnoliopsida; Lamiales; Oleaceae
Source: the annotation of a GenBank genome assembly